GAGCUGGGUUAAUGUGCCCCUCACCUUUACAAGUACUCUCCCUCUCUUUCUCUCUCUUCCACCUAGCACCGUCAUCAAGAACUCUUCAUCUUCCUAAUUUCUGUACGAAUUUCAACGUUUCUAGGGUUUUCGCCGGAAAAAUGUCGUCUACGGAAGAAUCCAGUAACGACUACGAGGUCGGGCACCGAGCCGAGUUGGAAGGAAAAGGCGCUUCAUCUGCGGGUGGCAGCACGGAGGAAGCUACGGAAGCUACGAAAACCCUAAUCGAAAUGCAAAAGGAGGCAUUACAAUGGCGAGACCAGAAAAGGAGGACGACAAUGGCUGGUCGUACCAACGAACCCCCCUCAAAAAAACAGGAAAAAAUUGCUCUAACAGGCUCAGCAGAAACACUAAGGUUAACGGCCAAUAUCGGGGCUUAUUGGGCAUUUAUGAAGCGCCUUGCCCCGAAGAUCCGUCAGUGGCAUAGGGAUGCAUACUGCGGUUCUAUAUUUCAGCACUACAUUUUGUUUGGGGCUCCUGCGGCUGAUCGGCCCACCCUUGAGCUGCUGCUGAGCUUUUUCGAUAGAGAUAAUAACACCUUUUGUAUACCUGAUUCAAAAAGUGGGGGUAUGAAAAAUGUUAGUUUUGAUUUGCAAUGGGUCCACAACCAUACUUAUUUCCCAAUUUAUGGGGAGGACAUAAGGAACAAUAGGGACUCAAGAAGCAGAAUAUGGCUGGAAUACUUCGCUAAGCUUUUCAUUUCUGAAGAGGGUAAGAAGUUAAAAAAAUCAGAAACCAGCCAACGUAAACAUCUUGAAGGGCUACUUGAACGGCUUGUUGAAUCUACCAAAAAGCGGGAUAUCGAGGAUUUUGCUCUGCUACAAAUUUUGUACCAAUGCUCUAUGAUAUGGAGUCCCAUAGCAGGGGAAGGUAUCCCUAGACCCUUACUCAGGUACCUGGAUAGCAUUCAGAGGGUCAAUUCUGUUGCAUGGGCCCCGUUCUUUUAUAAUGAAAUUAUCAGGGGCAUUGGAGUUGCUUUGGAGGGAAAGAAGAAGCAAAAGGUCGCAUAUGUCCCAGGUUGCAUGACACUAUUGUGUGUAAGUUCCAUAUUUUACUGAUCUUGUUUCAUUCUAAUUCGUACCUAUGCAUUGUUAGUUCUAACUUAUUCUAUGUUAGUUCUAUUCUGUAGCGUGUUAGUUCUAAUCUGCACAGUGUUAGUUCCGUUCUGUAGAGUGUUAGUUCUAAUCUGCAGAUUAGAACUCACACGCUACAGACAGAUUAGAACUA
Molecule: messenger RNA, 1266 nt
Organism: Asparagus officinalis (garden asparagus)
Lineage: Eukaryota; Viridiplantae; Streptophyta; Magnoliopsida; Asparagales; Asparagaceae
Exons: 2
Coding region: 12-1097 (361 amino acids)
Source: RefSeq, a predicted model, not a curated record